AUGGGCAGCCUAUACUCGGAGUAUCUGAGCCCCAGCAAGGUCCUGGAACACUACAAUUACACAAAGGAGACGCUAGACACGCAGCAGACGCCGUCCCGCAAGGUGGCCUCAACCCUGAUUAUCAUCCUUUGCGGCGCCAUUGUGAUGGAAAACCUGCUGGUACUCAUUGCGGUUGCACGAAACAGCAAGUUCCAUUCAGCCAUGUACCUAUUUCUGGGCAACCUGGCUGCUUCGGACCUUCUAGCGGGUGUGGCCUUCAUAGCUAAUACCUUGCUCUCAGGCCCUGUCACAUUGGGGCUGACGCCUCUGCAAUGGUUUGCCCGCGAGGGAUCUGCCUUCAUCACACUCUCUGCCUCUGUCUUCAGCCUCCUGGCCAUUGCCAUUGAGCGGCACGUGGCCAUUGCCAAGGUCAAGCUGUAUGGCAGCGACAAGAGCUGCCGCAUGUUGCUGCUCAUUGCGGCCUCCUGGCUCAUCUCACUGGCUCUCGGCGGUCUGCCCAUCCUUGGUUGGAACUGCCUGGGCCACCUGGAUACCUGUUCAACUGUUUUGCCGCUCUAUGCCAAACAUUACGUGCUCUGUGUGGUGACCAUCUUCUCCGUCAUCUUGUUGGCCAUUGUGGCUCUGUACAUCCGUAUCUACUGUGUGGUGCGCUCUAGCCAUGCUGAUGUGGCUGUCUCACAGACGCUGGCCCUGCUCAAGACGGUCACCAUUGUACUGGGUGUUUUCAUCGUCUGCUGGCUGCCUGCUUUUAGCAUUCUCCUCCUGGACUACGCCUGUACGGUCCGGUCCUGCCCUAUCCUGUACAAAGCCCACUACUUUUUCGCCUUCGCCACUCUCAACUCACUGCUCAACCCUGUCAUCUACACGUGGCGCAGCCGGGACCUGCGGCGGGAGGUACUCCGGCCAUUGCAGUGCUGUCAGCGGGCAGCGGGGGUGCUCCGGCCAUUGCAGUGCUGUCAGCGGGCAGCGGGGGUGCAGGGACGGCGGAGUGGAACACCGGGCCACCGCCUCCUGCCCCUGCGCAGCUCUAGCUCGCUGGAGAGAGGCACACACAUGCCCACAACACCCACGGUUCUGGAAGGCAACACAGUGGUCUGA
Messenger RNA from Chrysochloris asiatica (Cape golden mole), 1098 nucleotides. RefSeq names its product sphingosine-1-phosphate receptor 2 (gene S1PR2). The record is from RefSeq and is a predicted model, not a curated record. NCBI's taxonomy places the organism in Eukaryota, Metazoa, Chordata, Mammalia, Afrosoricida, Chrysochloridae. Gene Ontology annotation, molecular function: sphingosine-1-phosphate receptor activity. Gene Ontology annotation, biological process: sphingosine-1-phosphate receptor signaling pathway. Gene Ontology annotation, cellular component: membrane. Bases 1 to 1098 code for a protein of 365 amino acids. The transcript has a single exon.